UGACACGUCGUCAUCAACGGGCAAGUCGUGCCCGUCGCACGUCAACGCGAGUCACGAACCUCGGCGAGGAUAUACCGUAUAGUUCGAGUGCGAGUGCAUGUCGCGCGGACACGUCGCGCUCCGAGCAGUGAGUCGAAACCGCGGUGGAGUGCGCGCCGCGCUUCCUCCGUCGUCCUCGUCGCCGUCGUCGCCGUCGGCCCAUCACGCGGACCUACCGUUGCGUUUCGUAAUUUUGCACGGAGGCGGAACACCGUGGGACAGUCCGCUGCGUCUCGACAACACCUCCGAAAUUGUUAGUGUGAAUGAACGUACACGAUCAUCACUGAAAGGAUAACAUUGGUGAAGCAUCUACGAAGCAAUAACCAUGGAGGACGGCCAUUGUAAAACUGUGGAAGAAGUGAUAAAUUAUUUCAACGUCGAUCCCGACCAGGGACUAAGUCCCGAUCAAGUCAAAAGGAAUCAGGAGAAGUAUGGUCUCAACGAAUUGCCAGCUGAGGAGGGAAAAUCCAUCUGGCAACUCGUCCUGGAACAGUUCGAUGACCUUCUAGUUAAGAUUCUUCUAUUAGCUGCUAUUAUUUCUUUUGUAUUAGCCUUAUUUGAAGAGCACGAGGAUGCAUUCACGGCCUUCGUCGAACCCUUCGUCAUCCUGCUUAUCCUUAUCGCCAAUGCCGUGGUCGGUGUCUGGCAAGAACGAAAUGCCGAGUCUGCGAUCGAGGCGCUCAAGGAAUACGAACCCGAGAUGGGUAAAGUUGUACGAGGAGACAAAUCUGGUGUUCAGAGGAUUCGGGCCAAAGAGAUCGUGCCCGGCGAUAUUGUAGAAAUAUCAGUCGGCGACAAGAUCCCAGCCGAUAUCCGUCUGUCCAAAAUCUUUUCGACUACCCUCAGAAUCGAUCAGUCCAUUCUAACUGGAGAAUCGGUGUCCGUGAUCAAGCACACCGACCCUAUACCCGACCCACGCGCUGUCAAUCAGGAUAAGAAGAACAUUUUGUUCUCUGGUACCAAUGUUGCCGCUGGAAAGGCUCGCGGAAUCGUUAUUGGAACCGGCUUAAACACGGCCAUCGGUAAGAUCCGUACGGAGAUGUCGGAGACCGAGGAAAUCAAGACACCAUUGCAGCAGAAAUUGGACGAGUUUGGCGAGCAAUUGUCAAAAGUUAUCUCCGUAAUUUGUGUCGCUGUAUGGGCCAUCAAUAUUGGCCACUUCAAUGAUCCGGCUCACGGUGGUUCCUGGAUUAAGGGUGCCAUUUAUUACUUCAAAAUUGCUGUCGCUCUCGCCGUAGCUGCUAUUCCUGAAGGCUUACCCGCUGUAAUCACAACUUGCUUGGCUCUGGGUACCAGGCGUAUGGCUAAAAAGAACGCCAUUGUACGAUCUUUGCCAUCCGUAGAGACUUUAGGUUGUACGUCCGUCAUUUGCUCCGAUAAAACUGGCACUCUGACGACUAAUCAGAUGUCCGUUAGCCGAAUGUUCAUCUUCGACAAGAUUGAAGGUAAUGAUAGCAGCUUCCAUGAAUUCGAAAUCACCGGCUCGACUUAUGAACCCAUCGGCGAGAUCUUCUUGAGAGGUCAGAAAAUUAGAGGACAAGAUUAUGAAACAUUGCAAGAGAUCAGUACAGUUUGCAUCAUGUGCAAUGAUUCUGCUAUCGACUUUAACGAAUUCAAACAGGCAUUUGAGAAGGUCGGUGAGGCUACAGAGACUGCUUUGAUCGUUCUCGCUGAGAAAAUCAAUCCGUUUGGUGUUCCGAAAAGCGGUUUGGAUCGCCGAGCUGGCGCUAUUGUCGUCAGGCAGGAUAUGGAAACAAAGUGGAAGAAGGAAUUCACGCUAGAGUUCUCUCGUGAUCGCAAGUCCAUGUCAUCGUACUGCGUGCCUCUGAAAUCAUCGAAACUAGGAACUGGACCGAAGUUAUUUGUCAAGGGUGCGACGGAAGGUGUACUUGACAGAUGCACACAUUGCCGCGUUGGUGGUCAAAAGGUUCCUCUGACUUCGACCCUGAAAAACCGCAUUCUGGAUUUGACCCGCCAAUACGGAACUGGUAGGGAUACCUUGCGCUGCCUUGCUCUCGCCACUGCUGAUCACCCGAUGAAGCCUGACGAUAUGGAUCUGGGCGACUCCACUAAAUUCUACACAUACGAAAAAGAUCUCACAUUCAUUGGUGUAGUAGGAAUGCUCGAUCCACCUCGUAAAGAAGUAUUUGAUUCAAUUGCUAGGUGCCGCGCCGCUGGCAUUCGUGUAAUUGUUAUCACCGGUGAUAACAAGGCCACUGCCGAAGCCAUUUGUCGACGUAUUGGAGUCUUCGGUGAGGAUGAAGACACCACCGGCAAGUCGUAUUCCGGACGUGAAUUUGAUGAUCUGCCGACAUCAGAACAGAAAGCGGCUUGCGCUAGAGCUCGCCUCUUCUCUCGCGUAGAACCGGCUCAUAAGUCAAAGAUCGUGGAAUACUUACAAGGCAUGAAUGAAAUUUCUGCUAUGACUGGUGACGGUGUGAAUGAUGCUCCUGCCUUGAAAAAGGCUGAGAUCGGUAUCGCUAUGGGCUCUGGUACUGCAGUCGCCAAAUCGGCUUCGGAGAUGGUGUUGGCAGACGACAAUUUCUCUUCCAUCGUAGCUGCUGUAGAGGAAGGCCGUGCCAUCUACAAUAACAUGAAACAAUUUAUCCGUUAUCUCAUUUCUUCCAACAUCGGCGAAGUUGUCAGUAUAUUCUUGACCGCCGCCCUUGGUCUUCCCGAAGCACUGAUUCCGGUCCAACUUCUGUGGGUCAACUUGGUCACUGAUGGUCUUCCAGCUACUGCUCUCGGUUUCAAUCCACCUGAUUUGGACAUUAUGAGCAAGCCUCCUCGUAAAGCUGAUGAAUCCCUGAUUUCUGGAUGGUUGUUUUUCCGUUACUUGGCUAUUGGUGGAUAUGUAGGCGCUGCCACCGUUGGUUCAGCUGCUUGGUGGUUCAUGUACAGUCCAAAUGGCCCUCAAAUGAAUUACUAUCAAGUUACUCAUCACUUGGCAUGUAUUGGUGGUGGAAACGAAUUCAAGGGUAUUAAUUGCAAGAUCUUUGCUGAUCCUCAUCCCAUGACUAUGGCUCUCUCUGUAUUGGUCACCAUUGAAAUGUUAAAUGCCAUGAACAGCUUGUCUGAGAAUCAGUCGCUCAUCUCCAUGCCGCCUUGGUCCAACAUGUGGCUCAUUGCAUCCAUGGCUCUUUCUUUCACACUCCAUUUUGUCAUCUUGUAUGUCGAUGUUCUUUCGUCCGUAUUCCAAGUGUGCCCACUAACGGGUGAAGAAUGGGUUACCGUUAUGAAGUUCUCCAUUCCAGUGGUACUUCUCGACGAAACCUUGAAGUUCGUUGCCAGAAAGAUCACAGACGGUGAGAAUCCAAUUUACACCGUGCAUUGGAUCGUUCUAAUGUGGGCUGUGUUCUUUGGACUGUUGCAUAUCUGUCCCAUAUAGAACGUCCGUGAAAUAAUAAUAUUAGUCUAGCAGAUGAUGUUUUUUUCCUAUGGAAAAGCAUCCGCGACUAAAUCCUUGGACUCGCAAUUGCAUUUAACCGAAGCUCUUCCCACCGUGACGCGGGAAGGCGCGAGAUAAGUUAUUAACAGAGUGCGUUCAAGUGAGAUUUUAACAAAUUUGACUGUUGUGCAUGGUGUUAGUACGAUCAUAUAUGAAAUAUGCCACCAAGGCCCACCAUGCCCGCAUCACACACCGUACCCUGACGUCGCUCAACGAUCACGGGUUUCGAGUGGCAUCGAGUGAUCUAAGAGAGACCCCGUCGUAAAUCAAAGAUUGUGAUCGUUAAAUUAUUUUCUACGAGUGCCUUUUGAACAUUGAAUUUCCUCUGCAACAAACACAAAAACUGUUCAUAGAUGUUCUUUCCGAUAUAGAUAUUUCCGAUAUGUUCGACGUCCCAAUCCUCCUUCAUUUUUUUGCACUAUUAUUUAUACUUUUUUUAAUGCACUUUUUUUUAUGCACGUUUCGAUAUGAUUAGCAACAGAUAAAUUAUCUAAUAAUUGUAGCAGAUCCUGAUAAUGCACUAACACAGUUAAAAUUCACAUUAAUUUACGAAUGUCUUCUAUCUGUAUUUCUUGCCGAUUAAUAAUGUUACGACAUAAACUUUUAUAUCUUUGCAUGUUCGAAGCGUAUUAUUGAUCUUUGGUCGAUUUGAAAAGUACAAAGUAGUUCACCCUUUAACCAUAUCGGGGAUAGUAACUUCGGUUUCGACGCAAACAAAUGCAUUUGCGACGUAUCAUUUUUGUAGAAUAAUACGCACGUUUACACAACGAAGACAAUAAAACAUUCGGCAGAAAUACAGAUUGAACGGACAUUAGUAGUAGUAGUGGUAUUAUAUUUGUCUCCUGAUUUUAUUUUCAGGCUCAGUUUAAUGCACGCACGCAACAAAUUAGCACAACAUUCGGUUAACGCGAUUAAUAUAUAAUCUCACUAAAUCUGUUUACAUUUACAUUUCUUUUCUGUUGCUUUCAAUGUUGCUUGUUAUAAAUAUUUAUUAAUGAAUUCUUAGCAUCUGGUGUGCCCGUUUCUACUCUGAAGUCAGAAGUGGAGCUGUCUGAGUGUUUGCUGAAAUUUCAAGGAUAUGCGAGGACUUCGCACUAACGGAUCUCAUUUUGUAUCCUGCAUACCGUGUCUUCCUUCCUAUAGAGAUAAUGCAUGCACGGUAUAAUUAACAGCACGUUUUGUAAGAUCCUUUCUUAUAAUCUAUUCUUUUCAAUUAUACUGACCUCUGCUGUGCCAUGCGAUCAAUCGAUUAAUUUAACUUUGCGCGUCGUUCAUAUUAAGAUAUUCUUAACAUUUAAGUGAAACAGAAAAGUUUAUUUUUACCAGAUGAUGUUUUUGCGAGUUAUUCUCUUACAGAGAUUUUUCGUCUAUAACGAAUGCAAUAAACGUGAAAUAAUAUUUUGUAAAUAUCUAUAUAAUCAAUAUUUUUUUAGAUUAGAGGUAGAUGAUAAAAUGAAACAAAUUGUCACAAAAUUAGCAAGAACCAUCGCGAUUGGCACAGCAGAAUUUCUUCUAAUUUUUCUUUGGUACGCGAACACAACAUCUGUUCCCUAUAUGUGUGUAUAAUCCAUAUGUGUGAUUUAUGCAUUUGAAAGGUUUACGCAAUGCAACAGAUUCGCGUAUCGCUAAUUUCCGGAUAUGGACUGCAAAGGCUCGUAAGUGUAAGAUAAGGCAAUCGUUAAGCAGAGGAAAAACAGUUGACCUCAUUACCUCUCUCGUACGCUCGAAACUGACGGGGCAGUCCAUAGAAUUUCUAGCGCGUUCGUUCAUGUCAAUAUCUGAGCAGUGUUCCGAAUGCAAAUACACUCAUCGUCGGGAUUGAUUAUCCGUUUUUAUCAAUGAUAAUAUCGAAGCUACAAUUAAUUAUAGAAUCAAUUAAACGACGCGUAGAUUUUUUUAAAAAUAAAUUUGUCCUUAAAAAUGAUACUUAGUGAUAGUUAGGCGCAUCUAUUUUUUAUUCCUGGCUCCCGAAAAUCUUUUCAUAUUUAGUUUCUUUUUUAAAUGCAUAUAGAAGAAUCGUAAUUUGCUAUUGAUAUAGUCCUUAAAUAAAUUAUUUAAAAUGUUAAAAAAUAUUUAGGACAUAUGCAUAAACAACCUAAUUUGUUAAAUUAAGUUAUUAAAAUCGACAGAGUUGGUACUUUCAGCAAUGAAGUAACAUGAAAGUUGCAUGCUAAACACAUAGUAAAAGAAAAUUUGACUAGUGGCUUUUUCUUGUAUAAAAUUUCCUUAAGGCUCGGCGAUAAUUCUGCUUCAUUGAAUCAUAAUAAUUUUAUUAAUAAAAAGUUAUUCGUUUCAUGUAAAUUUGAACUUUUCCAUUUUCUCACUUCCAAUGACUCAGAUAUUCGCCGAUUCUUCGAAUUUUUGCAUUGAGAGUAAACUUAGUCCCUAAUUAGUCGAGGAAUUCUCGAUUGAGUGAACGCGAAUUCGGUCACUGCCACAUAACGAAACGAAUAAUCGGUGUCGUCACGAGUACGUGGGCCUUCGAAACAUCUGGCUGCUUAGUCAGUUCAUCCCUUAGACCGUAUCCUGUCGACGUAAGUGACCGCUAAUCAAGGAAGAAAGACUGAAAUUCGAUAAAGCGCUAAUAAAGACAGCUUCUCGAUUCUUUCUUUCCCCGUUUAUUGAACGUAAAACCGUCCCUUACAAAACGAUAUUUCCAGCUUCGCCUGCUACAUUCGAUUAGAAAAGAAAAUAAUCGACAAGAGAGCAAAGAGCACUAUCGUGUCGUAAAUGAUGGAUUUAAGUGGUUCACUUCCAUCGGCAGCGCACGAUCCAGGGUGUCCAUCCAGAUCUUCGCAGAGAUCGCCGUAAUUUCGGCCGUUCGCGAUUCAGCGCGCGAGACGCAGCGCGCGAGACGCUUCUCCGCAAACACGUGCAAACGCAACAAGACUGACGAUGUGUUCCGGAGAGGAGCGGACGCGUCCGCUGCGUUUUCUUUAUUUUUUUUUUUUCUCUUCUUCGGCGCGCGACGCAUAAUAAUUUAAUUGCGCCGCAUCCGGCGAUUCAGGAAUCGAUCGCGGUCGCGCGGCGCGACAUUGUAAUAUAAUUAAUUAAUUAGUUAACGGUUAAGGCGUGAUACUUUGGUAUGGGCAUAAUUAAAACUUAAUCAGACCGAACGAGUUAGCGCUGCCGCACUAACGAACUUGUGUCUCGAGUAGUGUUUUGUUCCGCAGUUUAAUUUUUAGCACGAGAUAAAACUACCGGCUUUGCGUCCUCUGCGAUCGAUACCUAUGCGAUAUUUGUCCUCAAUGUCACUUGAAGGAAAAUCCAUUCGCGUGGAUGAAUUCUACAAUUCGCAGCGGAAUAAAAGUCGAGAAGGAUACGUAAUAUUUAAUUGUCAUCCGUAAAAGAGAUUUGCUCUCACAAUUGUAUAUCUAUAUAAAAAUGUUGACCCUAAUCGGUAUUCGGAUUGGACAUUUUCUUUAACUGCGUUGUGAAAAAUUGUUUUGACAAAUAUUUUUUUCAACCUUACAUAAUUUUGUAUCAUUUUGUUUCUUGGAUUUUGAUCUUCAAUGUGAACAAAAAAAUCGUUCGAUUACGUUAACUUUAAGCAAAGAUACAUAAAGUAGAUACACUGGACCCACGAAUACCAGUUCAAGAAAUUUCGGAGCAAAUAUCGAUUAGGGUUAGACUGCGAUUUUUUAUAUUCUCCGAAUUUCGAGGCUUCCUCCUGUGUAAUACUUGCCAUUAUCAUGUUUACCCACCGUGGCGUAGAACAAUGGAUGAUGUGCUUGUUCGGAUGUUCGGACGCGCAACUAAUUGGCACGUGUUAUCGGAGCACAGGUACGAACGCGGGGAUCAAUGCCGGUGCGAAGAGUCUAAUGCAGUUCUCUAUGACGCUCAAUAAGUUCGACGAAAUUAAUCGGGAAGCACGGAUUACAGGGCUACCCAAGUGACGGAUCUCGAAAGUCGCGCGAAUUUCAAUUUUUUGCAUCUCACACAGCACAAACCUCCAAAGAAUGUCCUAAAGACGGUUUAAAGAUAUCUUUUGAACGUCCUAAGGCGACCCGGGACGUCUCUCGGAUAAAGUAUGCUGUGUAAGAGUAAACUGUUGAAUUUUUAAAGUCCGACAAAUAUGAGAAUAUAUCAACGAAAUGAUACAUUUUUCAUCCUCUUUCAUUUUUGAAAUAUAUGUCAACGGAAUGAUAUAUUCUUGAUCCUCCAAUGAUUGAAUAGAGAUGAUCUAUCAUUAAAUUUAAGAAAAACAGAAUGCUUUCCUUUUCGUUAAUGCAUUAAUAAUUUACAUUAUUAUUCUCGGUACGAUUUUUUUCGGGAUUCGUCAUUUAUUGUUCCCUCACAUCCGGAUUCCUAACUUCGUCCACGAUGUAUCUGUAAGUACUUGGAAGUGUGCAUUGUAUUUUAUGUUGACCGAGAAUGACGGGGUAGUGCCAUCACGACGAAAGUAAUACUGCGCGACGUCACGCAAAUAUCAAUGCUUGAUUAAAAAGUUACAAUCCUAGCUUCAUUAACAUAUACUUCAUAUAACGCUAUUAUAAAAAGAAGAAACGAUUUAUAUUUAUUGUAUUCGCUUCGUAUAUUAUAUUUAUUAAUUAUAAUUUAUUAACUGUCAAAAUGUAUGUGUGCUGAGAGUUAAUCGACGAGAUAGACAUUUCUCGUCGGUAGACAUUUCUAUUGAUCCUUGUGUGACGUUGACAACUAAAACGCGGUGUCCAGCGAUGAUGAGGCUACAAUCGUCGUUUCCUUCAGGAAGUACCUAUUUCUCUAACGAUAACGAAGUUAAUAUUAAUAUUAAUAACUUAUGGAAUACUAUAACAUCGAGUGAUUUCGAGUAUAUACAUUCGCCGCGGACGCGCUCCGCGGCGAAAGAUAGUCGAGAAUAUAAUUCCGGAUGUGAAUUAUAUAUCAGAUUUCGUAGAGACGGAGAAAUAUAAAAAUAUAGAAGGAUUAAAGAGAAAUUGUAUACACGAAUCCGACUGUUGCGCGUGUUACGAUCAAGUCUAUGCAUAUACGAUAAGUACAAUUACGUUAUCAUGUAAUUAUCGCGCCACUCCCUCGUGUGUUGGCGUUCACAAUUUGUUUUAUUUAUCGUCCGAUUUGCCUUUGUCGUGUAUUCAAUUUGAAUUCGUACGGAGCGACAUUAUAACAAGUGAGAGUAUAUGACGACGGAAUGAUAUAUAAUGCAUUACUUGUUAUAAUAAAAGAAUCAUGUGUUACUAAUGCGUUUCUCGAUCCUCCGACGAUUGGCCUACUAAUCGAAAUAAUAAUUCUCGCUUAAACUCGGCGAUUAUUGCCAUUGAAAAAAGAUCGAACACUUAAUACGACGUAAUAAGUGUUCGGUUCAGUUUAUCCCAGUCUAAAACUUUUUACUUUAACUUUUCGACCUUUUUUUUCUCUCUCGUUGUCUAUUAUCCACUCCACUAUAUUUCGAAUGUUUAUUGUAACCACAGCUGGCUUAAGACAUUCAGACGUUGGUGG
Molecule: messenger RNA, 8923 nt
Organism: Acromyrmex echinatior (Panamanian leafcutter ant)
Lineage: Eukaryota; Metazoa; Arthropoda; Insecta; Hymenoptera; Formicidae
Gene: SERCA
Product: ATPase sarcoplasmic/endoplasmic reticulum Ca2+ transporting SERCA
Biological process (GO): calcium ion transport
Cellular component (GO): membrane
Molecular function (GO): ATP binding; P-type calcium transporter activity; ATP hydrolysis activity
Source: RefSeq, a predicted model, not a curated record